Molecule: messenger RNA, 2076 nt
Organism: Schistosoma curassoni
Lineage: Eukaryota; Metazoa; Platyhelminthes; Trematoda; Strigeidida; Schistosomatidae
Source: the annotation of a GenBank genome assembly
AUGUUAAAAGGAUAUCUCAAAGGUGUUGUAGACCUAGUGAACAAUCUAACUGAACCAGCUGGUUCAGACGAAAAUCUAACUUCUGGUGAUACUCCGGAAGUUCUUGGGGAAGGAUUUAAAGAUCAGGAUAACGGUAGUUCCAAUAGACCACGAACACUUAAUUCUGUGCCCAACUCACAGAGCGUUGACAAUUCGGAAUCAAGUAGUGUACUUAGUUGGAUUGGAAGUUUAAUAGCAGCCAAUGGUGAGAACUCCAUGUUGUUCUAUGUGGACUCUCUUGCAUCUAUGGAGAUAAAUCCAAAUGAUGAUAAUGAAAAACAAACUGAUCAGGAAUCUGAAAAAUCAUUAGUUAUAACCGAAGAUAUUUCGAAAAUUGAAGCACCUGAAGUGUCUAAAUCACAAGAAGAUAACAAAUUGAUAACCCAUAAUAUAAAUUGUGAUUGGACGGAUAAAUUUUCAGUCAAAACUUCACAUGUUUGGGAACAGAUUAAAAAGGAUUUUAAUGAAGUUGUUCAUUCUGUCUCUGAACCAAAAGAUAUUGUAUAUCGUACUGCUUUUUCAGUUCGUGAUCGUAUCACAGCUGCUGCAAAUACAGUAAAGAACCUAAAUCCUAAUGAAUUUCUUUUGCCGGAUAAUGAAUCGGAAACUGAUCAACAGUUUACAAAGAAGGGAAAUAUCGUUAAUGAUGACUUAACGGCCUUACCACCGGCGUUGCCUAGCUUCACGAAUAUUAAACAAGAUGUAUCCCAGUUGGUCGAUUCUUUAUAUAAUGGUAUAAUGUCGACUGGCACGUAUUUCGGUUUAAUAACUGGAGAAAAUCAAUGUAAAGAUAAAAGUAAACACCAAACUCGUCUUGAUUUACUUAGAGCAGAUCCUGCAACAUAUGAAUUGGAACCACCAAUGCCUCCAGCAUCGUCUGGUAUACAUUCAUAUCAUGAUUGGAGAUCAGCGUAUUUUGAUGAAGAUAAUUGUCAACCAAUGAAUGGUGUCCUGUUAGCAAAUGCUAAAAGUCAUGAAUAUAGUAAUGUUCCAAUUGAAGAACUUACACAAGCACCACAUCCUAGUCCUGAAGAAUUAUUGGAUUCAUAUCCUUUUAUGCGAACAUAUUUAACUCAACUUGUUCAUCCAGAUGGUAAAAUUAAUGAUAAAUCUAUGAGUGAUGCUGAUUUCUGGUCAAGGUAUUACUAUCGUGUAUGGUUAUUGGAUUCAACUGAAUUUCAUAGAAGAAAACUUAAUGAACGAGUUGAAUUCGUCUCAACUGUCAAGCAAACCAUACCGAAUGAACCUACUCGGUAUGCUAACGAUACCAAUGAAACCUGUAAAAAUCUAAAUGUUACUCAAGAUGAUGAAUGGCCAGAUAGUGAUGAUCAUACAACCGUGGAGAAUGAAUCAGAAAUUUCAAAUGAUGAAUUCAUCACAAAAUUCUGUGAUAAUGAUACUACUAUUACUAGUACCAGAAGUGAUUCGCAGUGCAGUAGUAGAUCUUUCAAUCACAACAAUAGCAUUGAAAAGAAAAUCCGCCGUAAUAGUGAUAGUAGUAGUAAUAAUAAUGAUAAUGAGAAAUCAAAUCACGAAAGCAAGUCUAAAAGAAAACAUAGUUACAGAAAACCAUUGAAUAAAAGCAAACACUUGAGGAAGUUAAGUUGUAACAAGAAAGAAAACUUGUCGGAUAGUCUUAAACCGGACACUAUAAAAGUCGAAUGUUCAUCUACUCUACCGACAGAAGACCAAAAUCCAACAAAUGUCUUGUCAGAUUUUGAAGAAAUGACAUCUGGUUUAUCAUCAGUUGUGAUACUUGCAGAUGAAAUGGAAAAUGAUGAAAUGACAACUGCAAAAGCAUUUACAACAGAUAAAUCAACCGUCCAUUCUUCUGAAAGGUCUACUAUUGAAUAUAAGGCAUCAAUUUCUGAUGAUGAAGCUUGGAGUGAUUCCGAAAAUGAACGUAAAAAUUACUCACUGGAUAAAACCAAUAAGAAGUCCACUGAAACUAAUAAUAAUAAAGACAAGGCCGUCACAAUUAAGAAUUCUGAGCUACAGUUAACUGAUGAGAUUGAUGAUUGGGAGAAUUGGUCAUAA